Messenger RNA from Medicago truncatula (barrel medic), 1925 nucleotides. RefSeq names its product SPX and EXS domain-containing protein 1. Lineage: Eukaryota; Viridiplantae; Streptophyta; Magnoliopsida; Fabales; Fabaceae. The record is from RefSeq and is a predicted model, not a curated record. Gene Ontology annotation, cellular component: membrane; cytoplasm. The transcript is spliced from 14 exons. The coding region runs from base 263 to 1672 and encodes 469 amino acids.
UGCGACGCAUACAUACAUACACUACUUGAGUAAAACACUGCAUUGCGUAAAGGCUGUUCUCUUUUCAGACAGUUGAAAAUAGAAUACAACGCAUUUGAUACUUUGAUCUUCAUUUCAUGUGUGCGUUCUACUCAACCCCUUUCCGCACAGAUCCACACUCAUCGCUACGCUAAUCGAUUCAAUUCAAUUCCAUCAGGUUAGAUUGCUAGAGAAGAAUUGGAAGAAGAAGUAAAAUCAAUCGAUAUAGUUGAUUGUGUUAUUAAUGUUUGCUGUUCCUGCUAAUAGUCCUCACUUACGCAAAUCUGGAAGUAGACCUGUUGUUUAUGAUCUUGAUGAAUUUGAGGAGGAAAAUGGUGCUGAUGAAAGUUUAUUGCAUUCUGUUGAGGGAAAUGAUUCGAGGGGUGGAGCAACUCCAAUGAAUGGUUCUGGAAUGAUGCCCUCGCCUGUUUUGUUGUGGAGAUUCAAGGUACUGUUGUUUCUUAUUUGGGGAUGCAUCUGUUGCAAGAUUGGAUGGGAUUCUGUAAUGAGAAUGAGUGCAGACAAACGGGAAUUAUUUCUAUAUGAAGCAUUUUUGUAUUUUAAUCCUCUUCUUCUCGCGGCUUUGAUGGUUUGGCUUUGGGGAAUCAACUUAUGGGUUUUUGCUCAGGGUGGAGUUAAUUAUGCAAAAAUAUUUGAUCUUGAUCAAAAUCAUCUGACUCACGGAGAAAUAUGGAAGUGUGCUAUGUGGAUGACAAUCAUUGUUCCAACUAGUAUGACAGCAUACAUUUAUCUUUAUUCUCAUGGAGAAGUCGCAUAUGCUGCAUCACAACCAGUGCUCUUGUAUGCUGCUAUUGUGAUGGUUUUAAUAUUCCCCUUUGAUAUCUUCUAUUUUUCAUCUAGAUAUUUCUUCUUAAGGACACUCUGGCGAAUAGUUUUCCCAUUACAGGCAAUAUCAUUCGCGGAUUUUUUCUUGGCUGAUAUUUUAACUUCAAUGGUAAAGGUCUUUUCUGAUUUGGAGCGUUCAGUAUGUAGAAUGGUCCACCAACAGGUUGCAACAAUUGCUUGGUUGGAAGCUGAUUCUGUUUGUGGCAGUCACUCUGUUGUAAUUCCAUUAGUUCUUGUUUUGCCUUACCUUUUCCGCUUCAACCAAUGUCUCCGGCAGUACAAAGAUACUGGAGAGAAAACUAGUCUUCUGAAUGCAUUAAAAUACUCAACUGCAGUGCCAGUGAUUUUUCUUUCUGCUCUCAAAUAUCAUGUUUUCCCUGAACAGUGGACAAACUUCUAUAGGCCUCUCUGGCUUCUGUCAAGUGUUGUGAACUCAUCGUAUUCUUUCUACUGGGAUGUGACUCGAGAUUGGGACCUAAGUGGCUUCACUCGAAUAUUCAAGUUCAGCAAACCACAUCUGUUCUCAUAUUUGCUGUAUGGAAGGAGAUGGGUUUACGUUUGGGUGAUUGGAAGCAAUUUGGUUUUGCGUUGCACAUGGACAUACAAGCUUUCUGCCCAUCUUCGCCACAAUUACCUCACGGUGUUUACAAUUGCUGCUUUGGAGAUUUUCCGCCGAUUCCAGUGGAUCUUUUUCCGUGUCGAAAAUGAGUGGAACAAGAUGAAUAACAAAUCACACAUGCAGCUCUCGACGAGUGAAAAAUCAAAUGAGGAAGAGAAUUUACUUCAUUCCAUGAAUUACAAUGUAUAGGCUAGAGAACAGUAUGAUGCAUGUUUCAAAUAUUUUGACGAUAGGGGAGCUUCAUUCCGUUUUGCUUCCCCUUGCAUAUAGAAAUGUCACUAUUUUUUUACAAACUAAACACCUUGUUCAAUUAUUACAGUGCUUUUCAGCGGUAUUUUGUUCCAUUCCAUAAUAGCAAUUGUAUUAUAAUAUCAUGUAAACCUUGUUGUAAUCCUCAGGGUUCAUAACAUUGUUUAUGAAUGACCAAGUUGCAUCCCCAGUA